UCAGGUGAUGGGGUUGAGGUUUUGCAACGAGGCGUGUCUACAAGCCCAGCAGCUGUGGCCGGUACCUGAGGAAGAGAGGCAGGAGUUGAAAACUCUCACCCCCCUGCAGGACACGCUGGUCAAGAGGCUGGGGACAGGAGCUGUACCCUUCACCUUCACGGUGUCGUCACUAGCGCCUCCCUCUGUGACUCUCCUCCCAGCCAGAACCUACCUGGGAGCUCCCAUAGGCACUAACUAUGACCUCAGAAUCUUCGUUGGAGAGACUGCAGAAGACAAGCCACACAAAAGAUCUUCCAUCAGGAUGGGAGUGAAGUUGUACCAGCUGUGCACUGGGGAGGAGCGUGCCCUGCCCUACGCAGCUGCCUCCAAGCAGCUGCUGCUGGCGGAGGGGCAGGUGGAACUGGAGGCCACCCUGGACAAGGCUGUCUACGAGAGGGGAGAGGAGGUCACCGUCAGCGUCUCCGUCAGCAACCACUCCUCCAGGAACGUCAGGAGGAUUAAGAUCCUGGUUGUUCAAUACGUGGAUGUGGCAAUGUUCAGCAACGGUAAGUUUAAGAACAUUGUGGCGUCACAGGACUCGACGGAGGGCUGUCCCAUCACGUCAGGGGCGGCCCUGGCCCGCCAGUUCAGCCUGCACCCUGCCAGGGGCGUUAUCAAGAACUGGAUCGCCCUUGAGGAGUUCUACGACAGGGAGAGCGCCCUCGCCUCCACCGUCUCGCGCCUCGACGCCCAGGAGAGGAAUGUCUUCGCUAUCUACGUCAGUUAUUACGUUAAGGUAAAGCUCUUCACCAGCGCCAUAGGUGGCGAGGUGAGCGUCAAGGUUCCCUUCAAACUUAUGCGUCGUAGUACAGUGGAUGACGCAGAGACGAAUACGUCACCUGUGUCUGAGACAGUUCCAGAGUGCAGCGGGGUAGCCGCUUUGCUUCCCAGCCAUGAGGCUAAGCCGCUCCCCCAGCCCAUGACAGACCCCCAGCCCGUGGCAGACCCUCAGCCCAUGGCAGACCCCCAGCCCGUGGCAGACCCUCAGCCCAUGGCAGACCUCCAGCCCAUGGCAGACUCCCAGCAGGAAGCAGGGGGUGACCCAGCGCCCCCUCAAGACGAGGUUGGGGGAGCUGUGGAGAUCGACAAGGCAGCAGCAACCGUUGGGGUGCCGAUCACUACGUCCCAGUCCAUGUUUGACCUGACCUCCGGGGACCCCCGCCGCGGCUUGCUCAAGACCAGAAGGUCACCGCCUUCUAGGUCUACUAGUGAGGACUCAGGCAGGAACCACGAAGCUAAGGGCGCCACCGCCGCCGCAGGCUCCGCGGCGGAUCAGGGAUCACCAGCAGGUCAGAGCUCUUCGGCAGGUCAGAGCUCUUCGGCAAGUCAGAGCUCCUCGGCAGGUCAGAGUUCUUCGGCAGGUCAGAGCACCUCGGCAGACCAGCAGGACUCGGCGGCAGGCCAUAGCUGCGUGGACACAGAACGCUUCACAACCACGGUGCAGAUCGAAGACCAGAGCCGUGGCCGUCUCGUGGACUACGCUUGCUGAGGCAGGGAAUCCGGGAGAGAUGAUCUCCUCGGAGUCUCUCCCGACCAAGACUCAGAAGAGAUAGCAAAAUAAAAGCUAUAAUCCGACUCGUGGGAUCAACACACAUACACACACACACAUACACACACACACACACACACACACGAUCUGAGUGUGUGUGCGUGAGUGUGUGUAUAUGUGUGUAUGUGAAGAACACUGUCAGAAAAUUAAUCUUGAUAACAUUCGGAAGAAACAAUAAAGUUCUAUUAAAUGGAACAAUUUUCACGAAGGUUCAUGAAAGAAGGUUCAUGAAGGUUCAUGGAACCUCACAAGGACGAAAAGAAAAACACUUACGAGCAAAGGUGUGUGUUUAGAAAUAAAUUGAAAUAAUCAUGUAAGAAGAACUUAUCACUUGAAGUCAGUAUAGUGGUCUCCUGGGAAGGUCUGUUGACCAGUGGGUCAGUGUACUGGUCUCCUGGGAAGGUCUGAUGACCAGUGGGUUAGCCUAAGUGGUCUCCUGGGAAGAUCUGUUGACCAGUGGGUCAGUGUACUGGUCUCCUGGGAAGGUCUGUUGACCAGUGGGUCAGUGUACUGGUCUCCUGGGAAGGUCUAUUGACCAGUGGGUCAGCCUAGUGGUCUCCUGGGAAGGUCUGUUGACCAGUGGGUCAGCCUAGUGGUCUCCUGGGAAGGUCUGUUGACCAGUGUGUCAGCGUAGUGGUCUCCUGGGGAGGUCUACUGACCAAACAGAGCAAAUAUUAUUGUGUGCUGUCUCUCUCUCGUUCGAGAGAUUCAUUAUCAGAGAAAAUAUAGUAUUGUAAUAAUCACAAUUACCUUUGAGCCUACCUUCCUACCACUGUCAUCAUCAAUCAUCAAUCACCAUCAUCAGUCACCAUCAUCAAGCACCAUCACAACAUUUUCACUCAUUGGCAGAACGUCCACAGUUCAGACACAUUCCCCAUCAUAUUCAGAACAUAAAACAAAAUACACGAGGGAAAAAAAAGCACUCAAAAGCAUUUCCAAACAAUUAGAAGCGAGCACUUGUGAACACUGGCAGAGUUGUCGAGGCCAAAAUUACUUUGAUCGCCUCCGUCGGGCGAAUAGAGAGGAAUGUGCGUGUAUAUAGUCAGCAGAUUGCUGAUCAGUUUACAUAUCAUUCUCGCAGUCCUUCAUUAUGACCGGCCCCCCCCAUCACUCCAUCAUCCUCACCCCACUCCGUUACACCAUCAACCUCACCCCCUCCAUUACUUCCCUCUCUCCAACACAGGUAAUGUCCUUCCACCUCACCUUCGCAAAAAGAGAAAAAAUAUGACUUUUUGCCCCAUAUCUUGCUCGCCUAUUUAUUUUCGAAUUCCCCAGUGGGUGUAGAAAGUGAUAACCUGCUCCAGCAAUCAAGUCGAUAUACCGUGAAGAAAACCCGCAACACAACCAU
Messenger RNA from Cherax quadricarinatus, 2936 nucleotides. RefSeq lists its product as uncharacterized. Lineage: Eukaryota; Metazoa; Arthropoda; Malacostraca; Decapoda; Parastacidae. Gene Ontology annotation, molecular function: G protein-coupled receptor binding. Gene Ontology annotation, biological process: signal transduction; G protein-coupled receptor internalization. Gene Ontology annotation, cellular component: cytoplasm. The record is from RefSeq and is a predicted model, not a curated record.